UCUCCCACUUUCGCCACUAUCGUUCCCGUCGCGGUGGCGUUCGCGCGCGUGCUGCACACGCUCGCUCGGCCGUUCCUUCCUGCCGGCUGACGGAAAGUCGCGCGCGGGUUCUCCAACCCUCUCAGCCCUCGUCGACACCCCCUUCGAACACAAACACACACACACAGUGUAGUGCGAUCUCUCCCCUUCUCUCUCUCUCUCUCUCUCUCUCUCUCUCUCUCUCUCUUUCUCUCUUUCUCUCUCUCUCUCUCUCUCUCUUCGUCGUCGCGUGCCUCCUACCGUGCGUUUCCGCGUUUCUUUGACUUUCGCACCGCCAGCCACGUCGGGCGCGGGGGUGCGGGGGUUUUGCGUGGGACAUGUGUGCCACGUGGGACGAGCCGGAGGAUCCACCUGCUGCUAUCACCGACAAGGAUUAGGCGAGCAGCCGUGACAGAUGGCCUGAGCAGAUCUCCCAUGGACCGCUCACGGAAAUCGGAGGAUGACUCACCGCCGCGCAUCUCCGCGGGAUUUUCACGCCGACAUUGCCAGCGCGGCUCCGCUGUGACCAGGAUGAAUCUGAGAUCGAUUCUAGUCUUGACGAUGCUUAGCGCCGCCGGUGUCUCGUCCUCCUACAUGCCCGAGAAGUAUCCCGUGGAAGUGUAUCACAUGCUGCAAGAAAGAACGCAGUUCGGGAUUGGGCGUGACAAUAGAGUGAGGGGCACUUGGGGCACGUGGAGCGAGUGGAGCGAGUGUUCCAGAUCCUGCGGCACCGGUAUCCAGUCCCAAUCUAGGGAAUGCGUUCCCCUACGGAGGCUUUUGCGGCGACGGAGCAUCAUCUCGGAGAACGGCACCAGCAGCGUCAGGCCCAUUUGCAUCGGCACGUACAGGCGCUACCACACGUGCAAUACUCAGGAAUGCCCGAACUUCCCGGAAGACCCGCGGGCGGAACAGUGCGCCAAGUACAACAGGAGGAACUACAAGGGCCGCAGUUACGUCUGGGUGCCCUUCGUAGACGCGCCGAACUCAUGCGCGCUCAAUUGCCGUGCAGUCGGCGAGCGUUUUUACGCAACGCUUGAACCGGCAGUAAUAGACGGCACGCCCUGCGACGCUCCGAAUCUUCGCGGACGUGGCGGCGGCGGCGGCGGCGGCGGCAAUGGUAUCGGGAUUUCGACGGAACGCAACGGCGAGCGGUGGCUAUGCGUCGCCGGACAAUGCAAGUCCGUAGGGUGCGACGGGGUGGUGGGGUCCGACGCGACGAUGGACGCCUGCGGCGUGUGCGGUGGCCAGGGCAGAGGUUGCAGAUUGUACGAGGGUAUCUUCAUGGAGCCGAUUCUGCCGAAGGGUCAUCAGCAGGUGACCAUGAUUCCGAAGGGCGCCAUGUCGCUCAACAUUUCCGAGCUACGGUUCAGCAGUAAUUUUCUAGCGUUGAGAGACAGUAACGGCAGUUACAUCCUAAACGGACCGUGGUCUUACAGUCCCAGUGGCACUUAUAAAGCGGCUGGUACGACAUUAACAUACCAGAGGGGCGAUAGGAACCGCAUGGAGUGCAUCUUGGCAACCGGACCGUUGAAUGAGUCUUUGCAUCUAGAGAUCUUAUCGCUGGAUCGAAAUCCAGGCGUCCUCUACAAGUAUAUGUUGCCCAUGAGGGAAGUGCCGGACGGCAAAGCGAUAAUCGCACCGCCAUUGCUCGUCGCCGGAUCAAACGAUCGGGGCAAUGAAAUACCUAGUCCGGAGAGCCACGUGACCAUACGAGUGCCCAUCACGAGAACAUCGGAUCGGCGGGGCGAUUUAUCUUCGACGCGUCGCGAUCGCGAUCCCGCGCGCACGCAGCACGUCGGGCGGAAGGAAGAGAUGAAGCAUCCGCCGACCACGGUGAUGGCGGGCGAUCAGCCAAAGUCAAAGGCGAGGAAGAAGAAGAGGAGGAAGUUCGCUUGGAAAAUAGCCGACUUCGCUCCCUGCUCGGAGGAAUGCGGGGGAGGCGUGCGGACGGCGAUCCUGAAGUGCAUCCGCGAGGAUAAUCAGACGCUCGUCAACGAGAAACGCUGCCGCAACCUGGAAAGGCCGAAACAUCCACCCCCGUUGCGAUGCAACGACCAUCCUUGCGUUCCCAGAUGGCGAGCCGAGCCGUGGAGCGAGUGCUCGGUCACCUGCGGGGCCGGCAUCAGGACACGGAAGCUGGAGUGCGUCCAAAAGAUGGAGGGAAGGUUAAUGCGCGUCGCAGCCAGCGCAUGCGCUCAACCGCCGGAUCUAAGGACCAUGGAAGCUUGCAGCCUGUCAGCGUGUCCUAACACGGGUCCAGAAUUGAGGCAUAUGCAUUCGCAGCACGACGCGCCCAGGUGGAACGUGGGUGCCUGGGGCCCGUGCUCGACCACGUGUGGUCGCGGAAUUCGAAAUCGAACGGUCACUUGCAUAACAUCCGGAGAGUCUUGCUCGUUGCUCAACAAGCCCGAGUCCCAAAAACCGUGCGAGAUAGCAGCCUGUAACAUGGUGAUGGACGCAAGACACCACGCGCCCUGGUUGUACUCGGAGUGGUCUUCCAAGUGCUCGACGGAGUGCGGGAACGGCGUGAAGACCAGGCGAGUUGCGUGCGCCGACGGUAGCGAAUUAUUUUGCAAUCCCAAAGAGAGACCGGACAUGGAGAUGCGCUGUUUCGGACGAGGCACGAGCUGCGACAAAGCCAAGUGGUUCACCGGCCCGUGGACUUCCUGCUCUGUCUCGUGCGGCGUCGGCGUGCAGCGUCGCAGCGCCGUUUGCCUGUCCAGGACGAAUGACGAGUUUGCUGUGUUACCGGCGAAAAACUGCAACGAGCCGAAGCCGGCGAGCGAACAAGCCUGCAGGAUGUCGGCGUGCUCGCCGGAAUGGUUCACCUCGGAUUGGUCGACGUGCUCCGCGACGUGCGGUUUUGGGGUGCAAACGCGGCUCAUACGGUGCAUAAUCGAGGGUGUCGGCAGCAGCAAUUGCUCGGAGAUCGGCAAACCAAUUGGCGAGCAACGAUGCAGCGUGGAGCCGUGCAAGAAGGAGUCAGCGGUGAACAAACCGCCGAAAAAAGCGCACGAGCCAGCCAAGUGCGUGGACAAGUCCCCGAAUUGCGCGGUGGUGGUGAAGAACGGCCUGUGCCGGGUGAAGUACUACAACAACAUGUGUUGCCAAUGCCGUCAAUAGCAAUGCGCCAGCGAUCCUCACUCGUUACUUCCGCGACUCGGCGGCCGCGAAAGUGCGGAGCUAGCGAGCGAACUAAUAUAUUGUUAAGCGAAAAAUACACAAAUGUCGAUCGGAACACCGGCAGACAAUGCCGUGCGUAAGACUGCUACAAAGAGACCACAAGCACGUAUGUAUAAUAUUAUUUAUAUCGCGCGAGAGAGACGGGGGAGAAACGGGUGAGCAGCCAUGUCCUGUGCGUAGUCAUGCUUUAUCCCGCCGACCGGAGUAGCAUCCUUCUCGCGCACGCGCGCAGCCGAGAGUGGACAGCCUGUGAAUUUCGCGAGAGAGAUCUGCGUCGACGAGUUUUGCGCAAAUUUUCGACACGAAACGUAGGUUUUUUUCGUUUGCAUAAGUAUGUUCAUUGUCGACCGGUCGCGCGUCGUCAGGCUCUUACGUGUGUACGAAGAUGAAGAUUCGGUUAAGUGGACGAAUUUUCGGCCGGAACGACACCGAGGUGAUCUCUUGUCGGGUUGAAGUUGUCGGGAUCUGGCCUGAAUGAUCAGCACCUGCGGUCUCGAGCCGAGCCGAAGUUCUGCCAUUCUCGAUCUCGGGAUUUCUCACUCGCUCAUAUUUCAUUAGAAAAUCGGUUCAUUCAACCAAGCCUAAUUUUUCUCUCUCUCCGUCCACACGUGCGCGCUCGUGUGCGCUGUGGAGUGUGGCUGCGCGCGCUGGUCGUUUUUGCAUCGCGUCGCGUGCGCGUACGAGUCGAUAUCUGUGUUAUCGCGCGGACAGGUACAGGGCCGUAACUCGACCGAAUCGGAGCGGGACGCGGGACGGGCCUACGCAAUAAACACACCCAUACACGCGCACCAUACCGCCCCUGAGCCUUUUAUACAAGUAGCAUCGCGAUCUUAACUUUUGUAUGCUUUACGUGAAAAGCGACGCGACUUUUUUUACGUUCGCGAUAAAAGGGAAUACGUGACAAAGUCUCGCGGCGGAUAUCCGAAAGAUUGAUAAUCCGGCGUUGGCCAUUUAUCACACUGGCGUUAUUUGCCCUCGCCCGAUGCGAGGAUAACUAUUAAUCUCGACACUUCGACGAACGAGACACUUCGAGAUACGCGACCGGGAGUUUGUCACGUCGAGAAGAAAGUAGGUCGAACCUUGAAAUAAUGCUAAUUAAAAUAAGCGCGCGCGCGCCUGCCUUCAAUGCCAUCCCACGCGUAUUAUUUUAUCUUAGCGAUAACAUUAGAAUAAAAGAAAAGUAACAGUAUAUGCUAUCUAUGUGUGUCUGUUCCCUCUUGGUCGAAUUCGCCGGGAAGUGCGGCGGAAAGUGUGCGUGCGUGCGUGCAUGCGACGCUCUCGUUUCGUGAAAUUACAUUCUCACAAGGCUGCGAGAUCGCACAAUUGCGAACGGCAAGUCCGCAAAAUUAACAAAAAAAAAAUUCUGUCAUACCCACAUUAAAGAAAAAAAAAGCGUACAUCUUUCUAACGAUGCAGAGACCGAUGACCCGGGGUGCGUGCGAGGCGCAGUUACGCCCCUGAGUAACGAACCUUUCUUCGCAUGCACGGUCGCGCAAAACCUGUACGCCCAUGGAAACUUCGGAGGCUGCACCCGCCUCUGCCCGAGCGCGUCAAAUGAAACGAGUUCUCGGCGAGCCCAGAAUUGACGUGAAACGAUGUAAAACGCGUCAUUCGAGUGCGAGCGAUUUGCGUUACGCAAAUCGGCCGCCGAGUAAUGCGCCGUGAAAUACGCGGCCGUUUCCGCGGGAAAAAUCUUCUUCCGCGGAAACGCCAGCAGAAAACGAUUGUCUCGAGAUGCGAAUCCGCUCGGUCGACUCGCUUAACCGCGUUCGGCCGGCGCUGACGAGCGCAAGUGUGUCAUUUCUGUAAGUCUGAAUGUUCGAAGGCUGCGUGCAAACGUCGGAGCAAAUUCGGUCGGAAAAUUCGCCGAGUCCCUUCGCGGCGGAGCGACAGGUGGAAUUUCCUCGAACGGAGCGUUCGUACUUUCCGUAGCUUCCCUCGAGCGACGUCGCUCGAACGAUGAUGAAAACAUUAAUGGCUUGACUAUUUAAUAUGAUUUAAUAUGAUGGCUGAUGGAAUAACGAGUAGGAUAAAGUAGGACGAAGAGAUCCAAUCUGAUUCCGUUUCCGCGAAUCGAGAAGCGAGAUUUGUGGAAGAAUGAAGCAAUCCGAGGAAAGUUUUCUCGAUGGAAGAUUGUAACUUGGAAUACACGGAGAAGGAAACAUUGCGCAUAAACCUUCAUCGGAACAUACAAGUGCAUUGAAAUUUGCUUGAGAUUUCUCAGAGGAACAAUCCGAUAUCGAUCCGAAUCUUCCUGUUUCCGCGACCGGACGAAAAAUUCAGUCACCUGAGCGAAGUUGUUUCAUGGGCGAUUCAUUACGGAAGAUCACACGAAAUAUUUUUGAUGUCUCAAAAGUGUCACGAGAGAGUUAAUCAGUUCACUAGUAAUGACUCAUGUAUGAGCGAAAAAAGAAAUGCCAUAGCCGGUAAUAACUCGUAUAUGAGCAUCAUGAGUAGCUCUGUCAAUUUUCAACAGAUGUGCAUCAAAUUUGAUACACCCUUGUUUUGCGAAUCGGUAUUCGGAAUCAUAUUUGAGAAAGUCAUAAUGGCGGAUUCAAUAUGGCGGCGCUUGAACACUCAAAUUUGUCAGUUGUUGAAAAAUAUUUGUUAAGAUUGAUAUCCCCGUUUGAUUUUAUAUGAAAUUUUUAGAGUAUUUUGGAUGACGAACCUGAAAUCGAAAUUUGAAAAUUAAAAAUAGCAAAUCCAAUAUGACGGCUCCAAUUGGCUAAUUUUAUUAUUCCGUUAUGGAGAAAAUCAUAUUCGAUAUCUUCAUACUUCUUGGAUUGUUAAUGAUGAGUCCAGUCGAAAUUGCAAAGUCUAAAAUAGCGAAUCCAACAUGGCGGCUUCUAAUGACUAACAGUAUUCCAUUAUGGAUGCUCCUAUUUUCAUUCUUAAAAGAUGAUACAUCUUGAAGGAAACCUCGUAUUUCUUUGCCGAAUAGCUCUGAUGGAUCGGAGCAAAAAAACAUACCGAGUUUGAUAUGUAUCUAUAAUGAAAUAUCAAAGCCGCUUGAAGCCACCAUAUUGGAUCUGCCAAUUUGUUUUGGGAAUUUUUAUUAUGGAUUCGUCAUUAGCGACCCAAAGAAACCGCUAUAGCUUCUAACGUAAAAUACGAAAUUAUUCAUACACUCUCACAAGUUUUGGCUCACAAAACUUAAUUUUAGGCCCACCACUGUGAACUGGUUAAAACACAGAGAGCGAGAAUUUCGUUUCUCGUCGAAACGCACAGCGUAUUCUUUAAGCACGAUAAAACCUAUCUCGUUAUGGUGAGAUAUACGCUUUUGUAUGCGUAGGAUCUAUAAAGUCGACGUUUAGAUGAUAAAUAUACACAUACGCAUGUA
This is a messenger RNA of Harpegnathos saltator (Jerdon's jumping ant), 6541 nucleotides long. Its product is annotated as thrombospondin type-1 domain-containing protein 4. Gene Ontology annotation, biological process: proteolysis; extracellular matrix organization. Bases 454 to 3141 code for a protein of 895 amino acids. The record is from RefSeq and is a predicted model, not a curated record. The transcript has 19 exons. NCBI's taxonomy places the organism in Eukaryota, Metazoa, Arthropoda, Insecta, Hymenoptera, Formicidae. Gene Ontology annotation, cellular component: extracellular matrix. Gene Ontology annotation, molecular function: metalloendopeptidase activity.